GAACUCUCUUUUUUCUUGUUCUAGUUUUAUAAAAUGGCCAAGGACUGGUGGCUCUUUGGGUUUUAGUUCAUCGUGCCGCUGGCAUGCACCGCCGUCUUUUACUCGCGGAUGACUUGGAGGAUUUUAAGUAGAAGUGUUAAGAAGUUGGACAAACACAUUAAGCAGAGACAUGAAGUGGAAUGGACAGUUUUGUGUCUGGUUCUCGUGUUUGCAGUUUGCUGGUUUCCUCUUCACCUCAGCAGGAUCCUCAAGUUAACCAUCUAUGAUGAACACGAUCCUAACAAAGGCCACUCUCGCCGCCGGUUGUUGUCGUUCAUUCAAACCCGUCCACAUUCAGGAAGACAAACAAAGUUUCAUGAGGUCAAAGGUCAUGGAGCCAACUUCUGACAACAGCAACUCCGUCAAAUGAGAGUUGGCAUCUGAUGACAAUGAGAGAACAAACUUCCUUCAGAAAUUUGCUUGUCUUAGAGCGUGAAAUCAGCUUCUGAUGUUGUAUAUUUACUCUUACUGUUUUUUUUUUGGUUUUUUUUUGUAAAUACAUUAUGAGUGAAAAGCAUUUUCUUCUGUUGCAUUAAAGUCUACAUACAAAAUUAUAAUUAACUAAAACUUAAGCCAUAAAAAAUAACAUUUUCAUUAUUUGAAAUAAGCUAAAA
This is a messenger RNA of Cyprinus carpio (common carp), 653 nucleotides long. RefSeq names its product endothelin receptor type B-like. The record is from RefSeq and is a predicted model, not a curated record. Bases 109 to 387 code for a protein of 92 amino acids. The transcript has 3 exons. NCBI's taxonomy places the organism in Eukaryota, Metazoa, Chordata, Actinopteri, Cypriniformes, Cyprinidae.